Messenger RNA from Rotaria sp. Silwood2, 4944 nucleotides. Lineage: Eukaryota; Metazoa; Rotifera; Eurotatoria; Philodinida; Philodinidae. The record is from the annotation of a GenBank genome assembly.
AUGGAAUUACAUCAAUUUGAAUUAACAAAUUCAAGUCAAAGUUAUUUAAAUAAUGCAAACAUCACCUUGUUUCAAUCUUUUCUCAAUUAUAUCAAUCAUCGCAUAAAAAGAAUUAAAGAAGAAAUAGCUUAUGAAAAAAUUCCAAUUUAUAAACGAAAAUUAUUAAAUACUCAACGACGUUCAAAAUCAACAAACAAAACAGUAUCUAUCAAGCCGAAUGUUAUUUUGGAUCUCAUUUAUCAUCCAUUUACUGAUAUUCAACUUGCUUAUCUUUCACGAGGACCUACCUACAUACGGCCCAAUCCUAGUGUAUUUUUUCCAAAAAGAAUACUGGAAAAACGAAUUAAGAACGAACAUGAUGAUACAAUUAAUAAAAUUAAGACUUAUAUGUCCAAUUUAAAACAUAUACCAAAAAUACCUUUAUCAUCAUCCUUAUAUAAAUCCUAUUCGGAACAACUUCAAUCCUGUCUAACUCAAAGUUAUAUGAAUCUUAUACCGUUAACAGAACAAAUACGUGCUCUACGAGAAUUAAAAAUUGUUCAAUCAAUUCGAAAAAAAUUAAAAAAAUAUAAACUUAUACUUCGUGAAACAGACAAGAGUGGUGUACUACACAUUGGUCGUGCCAUUGAUUAUGAACGGAAAGCAGCUGAAUACAGACAAACAACCGGUGCCUAUGAAGAAUUAACUUCGAAUCCAUACGAUGAUAUUAUUUGUACUGUAACUCGUUUACUUAAUCAAUUAAAAUCUACGAAUCGAAUUAGUGAAUGGCAAAGAGGCAAAAUGAAUCCUGUUCGGAAAAUAACAGAAUUAGCUUAUAUGUAUUUUAUACCGAAGCCACAUAAGAAAGCAACACCACUUCGACCCAUCUUGAAUACCAUACAUGCUGCCACCAAGCAAAUUUCUCAAUAUUUAGAUAAAUUAAUUCGACCUGUAUUCGAUCGAUUUGUACGUCCAACAACGUUAGUCGAUGGUGCUGAUCUUCUCGAACGACUUCAACAAUAUAUUCAUAAAGGUUAUUUUAAUUCAUCGACUCUCUUCAUUACAUUCGAUAUUGCCAAUCUUUAUACAAUGUUACCACAAGAAGAAUCCUUAGUUGUACUUGCCGAAUUUCUUCGUGUACACAAUUGUGAAAAAGUAAAUGGAAUUUCAAUUGAUACUAUUGUUGAAUUAGGUCGUAUUGUACUUAAAUAUAAUGCAUUUGUAUGUGGAAAGAAAUUUUAUCGACAAAUUAUUGGUGGUGCUAUGGGUUCAGCAUUUACUUUAACAUUAGCAAAUAUUUUUAUGUGGAAAUGGGAACGACAAACACUUUUACCAAAAUUAGGUUCUCAUGAAAUAUAUGGCCGAUACAUUGAUGAUGUUUUCUUUACAUCGAACCAAACCGAAGAGAAAAUUAAACAAUUAUUAGAUGCGGCAAACAAUUUCCAUCCAAAUAUUAAAUUAGAAUAUACAAUUGGUAAAAGUGCUCCCUUCCUCGAUGUUUUAGUGAAGAAUAACAAUGGUAUGUUGGAAUCAUCAAUCUAUCGUAAACCUUCGGCUCAACCAACAGUAGUAUCAUUUCUAUCGGAUCAUCCACGACAUGUAUUUCGAAAUGUGAUCCAAACGGCUUUGACCAGAGCGGCACGAUAUUCAUCUUCAUUUGAAAUAUUUAAUAAUGAACGACGUGCUAUUCAUUCAAUGUUAUUAUACAAUAGAUAUCCAUCGACUUAUAUACACGACCAAUUUGAAAAAUUCUUCGUUAAGUUUAAUUCAUCAGCAUCAUUUUCUUCGUCACUUUUAUCCAUGAUAAUAGAUGAAAAUCAAUUUUCUACAUUACAUCAAACAAUAACAAAUGAACCGACCGCUAAACAAACACAACUUACUAUAAGUCGUAUUGUACUUAAAGCCAAUGCAUUUGUCUGUGGUAACAAAUUUUAUCGACAAAUUAUUGGUGGUGCUAUGGGCUCAGCAUUUACUUUAACAUUAGCAAAUAUCUUCAUGUGGAAAUGGGAAAGACAAGCUAUUUUACCAAAAUUAGGUUCUCAUGAGAUAUAUGGCCGAUAUAUUGAUGAUGUUUUCUUUACAUCGAACGAAACCGAAGAAAAAGUCAAAGAAUUAUUAGAAGCUGCAAACAAUUUCCAUCCAAAUAUUAAAUUAGAAUAUAAUAUUGGUAAAAGUGCUCCAUUCCUCGAUGUUUUGGUUAAGAAUAACCAUGGUAUUCUGGCCUCAUCGAUCUAUCAUAAACCUUCGGCUCAACCAACAGUGGUAUCAUUUUCAUCCGAUCAUCCACGACAUGUAUUUCGAAAUGUGAUUCAAACGGCUCUUACUAGAGCGGUACGAUAUUCCUCGUCAUUUGAAAUAUUUAAUAACGAACGCCGUGCUAUUCGUUCAAUGUUCUUAUAUAAUAGAUAUCCAUCAACUUAUAUUAAUGAGCAAUUCCAAAAAUUCUUUGCUGGCUAUAGGUCAUCAUCAACUUCGUCACUUUUACCAAUGAUUACAGACGAAAGUCAAUUUUUUGCAUUACGUCAAACAUUAUCGAAUCAACCAACAGCUAAACAAACACAGCUUGCAAGAAGUGUAGUUGCCGUCAAUCUUACACAAGAUACUCAACAUGUUCCACAGAGAAAUACACAAUUAAUGGAGGCAACAAUCACACGAAAUAAUAUUAAAUUCAAAAACAAUAUCUUUGUUCAUGUUACACAUGAGGCCAGACUCAAAGGCUUAGCACGUGGAAUUCAUCUGAUACAUGAUAGCCACUUCAAGAAUACAAUCCAUGGAGAUAUUAGAUUGAUUGUCGGUUAUCGAAAUAAUCCAAAUAUAGAAUUCGAACUUUCACGUAAACGACCAUCUUCAUCAAUACUGAAAGAUCCAUUAAACAUGGUUCAAAAACAUUACCAACAAGCAACCAUGAAAAACAAAUUCAAUCAAAAUAAACAAAAUCGCAAACGUCAAAAUUACAAAAAGAAAAAUCGUCGAUUACGUAUGAAAAAGAAACAAGUCUCUCUUAAUAACCAACUUCAAUUAGCAACUAUUGAACCAAAUGCACAACUUCAGAAUUUAUCCAUACACCAAGAUUUGGCAAUAAAAAAAAUCUAUAAUCCUUUGGACAUAGCAACAAGUUCUGAUCCAACAUUAUUAUUACCGGAUUAUUUAACCAUAUCGGACAGCAAGUUUAAAGAAAUAUUAUUAACAUCAACGUCAAAUAAUAUGAAUACCGAUACACUAAGUGAAUUAUUGAAUCAGAAAGAAAUAUUAUUAUUUAUUCGUCAACUUACACAGCUCGUCAAUAAANGGCAUGUUUGGUACGAAAGAGAAUAUGAAAGUCAAAUUAAAGAAGUCAAACAUCAAUAUGAAGUGGUAUUACAUCAAUUCGAAUUAACUAGUUCAAGUCAUAGUUGUUCAAAUAAUGGAAUCACACCUCUGUAUCAAUCUUUUCUUAAUUAUAUCAAUCAUCGAAUAAAGAGAAGAAAAGAAGAGAUCGCUUAUGAAAAAAUACCUAUUUAUCGAAAACAAUUAUUACGUGUUCAGCGACGAUCAAAAUCCAUAAACAAAAGAGUGACUAUUAAGCCGAAUGUCAUUGUCGAUCUCAUUUAUCAUCCAUUUACUGAUACUCAACUUGCUUAUCUUUCACGAGGACCGACUUACAUACAACCCAAUUCAAAUGUAUUUGUUCCAGAAGAAACUCUGCAAAAACGAAUUAAGAAAGAACAUGAUAAUACCAUGACAAAAAUUAUGACGUACAUGUCCGAGUUGAAAGAUAUACCAAACAUACCAUUAUCAUCACCAGUAUAUAAAUCAUAUUCGGAUCGACUUCGAUCCUGUCUAACUCAAACUUAUGUGACUCUCAUACCAUUAAUCGAUCAAAUACGUGCUCUGCGAGAAUUAAAACUUGUUCAAUCAAUUCGAAAGAAAUUAAAAAAAUAUAAACUUAUCCUCCGUGAAACGGAUAAAAGUGGUGUACUACAUAGUGGUCGUGCCAUCGAUUAUAAACGAAAAGCGGCUGAAUAUCGACAAACCACAGGUGCUUAUGAAGAAUUAACUUCGAAUCCAUUCAAUGAUAUCAUUUGUACUGUAACCCGUUUACUUAAUCAAUUACAAUCAAUGAAACGAAUAAGUGAAUGGCACAGACGCAAAAUGCACCCAGUUCGGAAAAAGACAGAAUUAGCUUAUAUGUAUUUUAUUCCCAAACCACAUAAGAAAGCUACACCACUUCGACCCGUUUUAAAUACAGUUCAUGCUGCAACCAAGCAAAUUUCUCAAUAUUUAGAUAAAUUAAUUCGACCAUUAUUCGAUCGAUUUGUACGUCAAACGACCAUUGUAGAUGGUGCUGACCUUCUUGCUCACCUUCAAAAAUAUAUUCAAAAAGCUAUUCUUGCUGAAUUUCUUCGUGAACAUUAUUGUGAAAAAGUCAAUGGAGUUUCCAUUGAUACCAUUGUCGAAUUAGGUCGUAUUGUACUUAAAGCCAAUGCAUUUGUCUGUACUAACAAAUUUUGUCGACACAUUAUUGGUGGUGCUAUGGGCUCAGCAUUUACUUUAACAUUAGCAAAUAUCUUCAUGUGGAAAUGGGAAAAGCAAACUAUUUUACCAAAACUAGGUUCUCAUGAGAUAUAUGGCCGAUAUAUUGAUGAUGUUUUCUUUACAUCGAACGAAUUCCAAGGCAAAGUAAAAGAAUUAUUAGAAGCUGCAAAUAAUUUUCAUCCAAAUAUUAAAUUAGAAUAUAAUAUUGGUAAAAGUGUUGCAUUCCUCGAUGUUUUGGUUAAGAACAACAAUGGUAUUCUGGCAUCAUCGAUCUAUCAUAAACCUUCGGCUCAACCAACCGUGGUAUCAUUUUUAUCGGAUCAUCCACGACACGUAUUUCGAAAUGUGAUUCAAACGGUUCUCACUAGAGCGGUACGAUAUUCAUCGACAUUUGAAGUAUUUAAUAACGAACGACGUGCUAUUCGUUCAAUGUUCUUAUACAAUAGGUAA